AUGGAAGUAAAAGCAAGAAGAAAUUGUGGGUUUCCUGGGAUCUCUCCUGAGGCCUGUGCGAAGAAAAGGUGCUGCUUUGAUGACCAUGUUCCAGAAGUCCCCUGGUGUUUCUAUCCAAUUCCCAAAGAAGGUAUCAACGAGAGUGAGGCUUGGGUGAGAGGGUGGCAAGUGACAAUGGAAUUCAAAGGCUUCUGGUUCUUGGCCAUUGUCCUAAUUUCAGGACUCUCGCGCACUUCUACUGAAUACGUCGGACUCUCCCCUAACCAGUGCGCCGUCCCACCAAAUAUGAGAGUGGACUGUGCCUAUCCUGGGGUCUCCCCACAGCAGUGCAACAACAGAGGAUGCUGCUUUGAUUCCAGCGUGCCCGAGGUCCCCUGGUGCUACUCUCCGCUCCAGGAAGAAGAAUGCAUAUUUUAA
Ornithorhynchus anatinus (platypus) is the source of this 417-nucleotide messenger RNA. RefSeq names its product trefoil factor 3-like. Gene Ontology annotation, biological process: maintenance of gastrointestinal epithelium. The transcript is spliced from 5 exons. Bases 1 to 417 code for a protein of 138 amino acids. The record is from RefSeq and is a predicted model, not a curated record. NCBI's taxonomy places the organism in Eukaryota, Metazoa, Chordata, Mammalia, Monotremata, Ornithorhynchidae.